AUGUCGUGGACACGGAAGAUGUCGUGGAGCACAGAAGAAGAACCGAACGCACACCGAAAACGCAAGAAGAAGUUGAAUCAAAACCUAGUCUACCACAGCGCUGACGAAGACGAAGUUGUUGCAGGAAGUUUUCUAGAGGGCUGUCCCACAUUUUUGGAGUUCUGGGACCUCUUCGACAAAGUAUUUGCCGACUUUCAGGAGCAAACAUAUCAGUUGUUCUCACUUCGUACAAGUGCGUCGAUGAAGGCACGAAACCGCAAAAUUGCGUCCGAGCAAGCCAAGGCAAAGAAGAAUGCUCUAUCGUGGAAGGCAGGGAGGAAUUCGGACAAGCACUCGCACUGGUGGAACACUUCUUCCUGA
This is a messenger RNA of Phytophthora nicotianae INRA-310, 360 nucleotides long. RefSeq lists its product as hypothetical. NCBI's taxonomy places the organism in Eukaryota, Oomycota, Peronosporomycetes, Peronosporales, Peronosporaceae. The coding region runs from base 1 to 360 and encodes 119 amino acids. The record is from RefSeq and is a predicted model, not a curated record. The transcript has a single exon.